Messenger RNA from Glarea lozoyensis ATCC 20868, 1050 nucleotides. RefSeq lists its product as uncharacterized. Bases 1 to 1050 code for a protein of 349 amino acids. The transcript has a single exon. Lineage: Eukaryota; Fungi; Ascomycota; Leotiomycetes; Helotiales; Helotiaceae. The record is from RefSeq and is a predicted model, not a curated record. Gene Ontology annotation, cellular component: membrane.
AUGUCAUCGACAAUACAAGCGAUAAGUAGCUCUCCAACAUCAACUACUUCGGCAACACCAAGCUGUAUCACCUUCACACCUGGAAAAGAUGGUUAUGUCCCCUCGUACGCGUGCAAUGCGCAAUGGAGCUAUUCGCCAUCUUUUGGAGCAGCAUUGUUCUUCGCCAUUGCAUUUGGAAUCAGUCUAGCUCUUCACAUCUUCCAAGCAUUUUACUUCAAAAAAUGGAAACUCACAUGGGUUCUCAUCAUGGGGGUAACAUGGGAAUUCAUCGCCUUUGCUGGUCGCUCAUUCGGUUCCAAGCACCAGCAAUCAUUCGCCGCCGCUUAUGUGUCCCAAAUCUUCUUGCUAUUGGCACCGAUGUGGGUCAAUGCAUUUAUAUACAUGGUCUUGGGAAGGAUGAUCUACUUCUUUGUACCAGCCCAGAAAAUAUGGGGUUUCAAAGGCAUCAAGAUUGCAAAGAUCUUCGUUUGGCUCGAUGUUGUCUCCUUUCUUACCCAACUAGGUGGAGGCUUGUUGAUCCAGCCGAACCAAGAUCAGAAAACACUCAUGAUGGGAAUUCACAUCUACAUGGGAGGAAUCGGAUUUCAAGAAGCCUGCAUUCUUCUUUUCGCCGCCAUUGCCGCUAAAUUUCUUAUCACGAUGAAAAAGCAGGAAAGAGCAAAUUCGGCUGGCAAUUUCGUUCUCGACGGCCGUCCAACAAACUGGGGUCCUCUUUUGUACACUCUAUUCGCCUCUUUAGUUCUCAUCACCAUCCGCAUAAUCUUCAGAAUGGUAGAAUUUGCUGCGGGAGACGACCCAGACAAGAAUCCGAUUCCUUAUACUGAAGCAUACCUUCUCGCUCUCGAUGCUCUGCCGAUGUUACUAUGCGUCUUUCUUUUGAAUCUCAUUCAUCCUGGACGUGUCUUGCAGGGCGAGAAUAGCGAGUUCCCCAAAGGACCGACUAGGAAGCAGAAGAAGGAAAUCAAACGGGCGAAGAAGGCCGAGAAAGCAGCGAAAAAGCAGACCAAGAAGGAUGGACGAUCCUUUGUUGAGAUGAAUAAUAUGGUGUAG